Molecule: messenger RNA, 3363 nt
Organism: Plenodomus lingam JN3
Lineage: Eukaryota; Fungi; Ascomycota; Dothideomycetes; Pleosporales; Leptosphaeriaceae
Biological process (GO): regulation of Rab protein signal transduction
Cellular component (GO): cytoplasmic vesicle
Source: RefSeq, a predicted model, not a curated record
AUGGCCCCAAUGCCCCCCAUCGAUGCCUCCUCCAUCCCGCUCGCCGACUACUUCUUCAUAUCGGGCAUCGAGUCCUCGCAGGUCUACGAUGAACGCGCCCAAGCCAACUGCACAGGUGGCUCUUCGCUCGCCCAACCUCCCGUCGACGAGACCAUUGAGGAAGACCGCGCCCUCGAGACGGAUUCAAUCCGUCCCACCUCACAAGAUGGCCUGCCCGAUGGCCUGCCCAAUGGCCGGGGCCGGUCCGCACAGCGUCUGAGCGAGAACAGACAGUCCAUUGGCACCAUUGUCGGAAGAGACGAGUCCAAGCCCACGGCGAGCAAUCGAAGUAGCGCCACCAUCAAAGGUCUGCAAGUUGGUGGAUCUGGCCUGAGCGACCAGGAAUUCGAGUCUGCACUACGCAAGUUCGCCUCUGAGCGCGAGUCCUUUCUCGAAGACAUGUCGUUUACCGCUGGGGUUACGCAAAGCAACCGCGCGACGCCUACCAGACCACGUCCCAGGCCACAACGAGUCUCGCAGACCGUCAACGAUGACGGGACAGGCAAUCUGAGAUCUGGAGUGGGAAGCAUCCGGCGACGUAUAUCGACCAUGCAGAGCAGCUUGAAACGGCAAUCGUCAGUGGCACGCAAUUCAUCCAUACGAACUUCGAAACGCAUGUCUGGUUACAAUUCGGUCAUCCCUACACCGCAGCCAUUCGCCCCUGAGCCAGACAUGCACCCUCUUCUGCGCCGAUACGAGCCAGUCCUUUUGGAUCGCUAUCCUCCGAAGAAUAUGGUCGAGGAGCUGAAGCGCCGAAACCCGUUCCCAGAUUACGUACCAAUGUUCGCCUUUCCCAACGAUGUCAGCGUAGUCUCGUCUGAUGAGCGACCCGUGUCCCAAUGGCAUGGUUUUGCCAUGACCAACGGAGACGGAUCCAAGCUCUAUGGAAUAUGCAUGAUUGUCUGGCUUCCCCUGAACGCUGGUGCCGCCGAGGGACUCGAGCGACAGUGCGAAGAAUGGCGCCGAGAGCACAUGAACCCUGAAGAGCGAGAACUGGCAAGCAGCCUGGGCGAACGUCUUGCAUUGGAGCGAGCGAAACUGUCCCAGCUGCUGACUAAGUUGCCCACUGUGACCCCUGAGUCCGAGGAACGCGAAGCGCUGGAAGAUGACAUUGGAGCCGUGGAAGAGAAGAUCCAACUCAUGACCGAUCUGUUACGCCCAGUAAGACACGGAGCGGCAUCCAAAAUCGACGGACUCACUGAUGGCGAAACUGGACUAUGGAUUCCCCGUGCAUACGGCGUCAUGGGCAGGGAUGCGAGUUUGACCCCUUUUUGGAAAGAAUGGCUCAAGGCUGUGACAGUACCCAUGACUAACGGCGCGGUUUUACGAGUACCAGCGAGUUCACCACGAAUUGGCAUGUGGCAGCCGCUCGAGCGGUAUGUGGUCAACUUGUGCGCGGAGGCCCUUAGUCCGAUCACCUCCAUCACACAGGUCGAAUUAGCAGUCCGAGAAUUGCGCAUGUACGCCCGCAAAGAAGCCGUCAACGAGAUACCUGGAUCUCGCACUAUCGACAUCUACGCACUAUUCCGAUCGCUUUCGAUACCCAAUAUCGUCACCUUGUUCGAACUCGUGCUUGCAGAGUCGAGAAUCAUCCUCCUUUCUUCCCACACAGCAAUGCUUCACCUUGCCAGUUUGGCCAUUGUGAACUUGCUGUACCCAUUCCAAUGGACCGGUGUCUUCAUUCCGGUACUGCCAGCGCGCCUCGUACAGACAAUCGAAGCGCCAUGCCCCUAUAUUGUAGGUAUCGAAAGGAGGUACGAGCCUGCGGACUACCCCGAAGAUGACUACGUUCUCGUCGAUCUGGACCAGAACUCGAUUGUUUCCAAUGGCCCGCCACCUCCACAACUGCCUCGUCAAGUGCGACGGAAGCUUACUGCACUCUUACAGCAAUCAGCUCCUCAUCAUGCUCGUUAUGGUGUGCAGACUGGACCUCCUGCCUAUGCCAUGGAAGCAUUUCCUCACAACACCUUCAGCAGCGAGAAUCCCGGUGUGUUCAGCCAUCGAGCAUUUCCAUCGACUGUCCAUACUUAUGUCGGUCUGAAUUCGACGUCAUUCGGCUCUGUAGUCGGGCCUGCCAGCGCUCGACCACUGAUCCAUAACGCGUUUCUACAAUCAAGCGCCUCCAGCCGUGGUAAUGAUCGACCAUCGACAGCCAAUACUGUAAGAACAUUUUCGAACUCCCCGCCUUCUCCUAAGAUUUCCCCGGUUUCCACGGUUUUCCCUCCGAUGCCUAGUACACCGAUUUCCCGUAGUGACUCAGGAUAUGCCCUACAGGCGAAUCUCCGAGACCUCCGUGAGAAGCGAUCUGGACAUUUUGAGACCUCUAGUCGCCGGAGUUCUUCUUUUGGCUUCGAACGUGUACCACAACUACGACGACCCUCUCAGCCAUUCCUUGGCCACGCGCCCAGCGCAUCGACAUCUUCAUUGAGCCAUGAAAUACACGUCGGUUCUUCCUAUGCGCCCUCAGUAUACGCACAGUCGACCUUGGCCGCAUCCACGAUCAUGCCUGGUAUGGCGAUGCAGCCUGUGCGCAACACUGCAACUACACAAUGGCAGGAGGGCCAUUGCUUGCAGUGGAGACCCCACGAGGACAAAGCGUCAUGCUCCAUCUGUGACGAGAAGUCUGACGAAGGGCUCUAUCGCUGCACUGGUUGCACUACAUACGCCCAUGGGAGAUGUAUGUCAUCCAUUGCCGUCGUCUGUCCGACGGCCUUUCGGCCGGAUCAAGUCCGGGCGUCCUUUGUACGAUGUUUUGCUAGCUUGCUUUACACGUACCGCCGCUAUCUUAUACCCGCAACUGGUGACCGCAAGAAGGCUGGGAUGCUCUACCAGUUCAAGAUGGAUGAGUUCGUCAAGAGUUUACCCAGCGAAAACGUGCCAUUCAUCACCUCGCUACAAGAGACGCAAGCUUUCAACGAGUUCAUCCAUGAACGCGAGACGAUUCGCGCGGAUGAUCCCAAGAUCAAGCUCUUUGACGAAGUCAUUCUCGCCAAACGGAACCGCGGAAAAUCGUCCUUUUUCUCCAGACAGAGAGCCGAUUUUCUCUCCGAUACAACCGAUCAUCUGUGGCGUACAGCAUCUGCAACCCCACCCAACUCUCGUUUUCCCGGCGAUUACCGUACAAUCAUAAGCCGCAGUAAGUUUCCCAAUUCACCCAAGUCGAAUGUCACUCACCGUUUCCAAGUUCCUGCCAAGCUUGACCCUACACUCAUGAAAGAGCCCCGGGUCAUCCAGGGCGUACCUCGAAUUCCGGCGGCCAACGCUCGCCGAAAGCCCAUUCCUUCCAUGCUCGGACCGAAUGGCACCACAAACACCGAAGUCUAA